AGAACCUGUCAUAUGAAUGUGGAAGGCUGUCACGAGCAGGAUGGGUAAUCCACUCUCGCGUGGGUCCACUACAAAUGGCCCAAUAAUUAGCGUAGAGGAUGCAAAGGCCUAUGUAUCAGACGAAGAAUAUCGCCGUCUUCAUGCCGCUUUUGCAGGAUUUAAAAAGCCCUUCAUCACAUUCGAUGAGUUCUGCUACCAUGUUCUCGGAGGUGCGCGCAUCCCAGAAGAUAAGCAGAGGGAGCUGUUCAAGUUUUGCUCGAGGAACUCAGAGACGUUAUCAUUUGAGAAUCUUUUGACAGCACUCGUAGGACUAUGCCGCAUCGAGCAAGUUCAGGAACAUUUUGUCGAGGAAUGCAAGGAAUUUGCUUCUUGGGGACUGAGACCACCAUUGCUCACAAUUCCAAUGAGCGAUUCGUACAUAUCAUUUUACGAGGUGAUGUCAUAUGUGACACAUUUAUCCGUCGAAGAAGUUAUGGAAUUAGAAAAAGUAUUUGCGACCAUCAGUGACAGAUCUGUGUGCAAACUUUCGAAAGAUCGAUGGGAUGAAGCGUUAUGUGGAUGCUUUCCUAAGAAAUUUGUAGAUCAGUUAUUCCGCGUUUUCGACGAGAACGGUGAUGAACAGAUUGACUUUCGUGAGCUAGUUUGUGGCCUAUCGGCAAUGUGCCGUGGGCCAUUUCCAAGCCGACUUUCAUUUUUGGCCAAGCUUUGGGAUGCUGAUUGUGAUGCCAAGCUGUCGGAUGCUGAGCUGCACGAGAUGUACGAGGAUCUGAAAGUGCCGCCGAACGAUCGUAAUGUCGCGAAAAGUGCUGGAGAUAAAGCGGCAGCUGUCGACUUUGCCACAUGGGCAAACGGUAACGAGUAUGCAAAAGAGCAUUAUGCCAUGGCAAUGGAAGUCGGACACAUAUGCUUGGGAUUACGUCCAGAAUCUCAUAAAGUUGGAUUGGCACUGGUAAAUUCCUUUGAACAACGCUCAAAGAAUUUGCCAUUGACUGAAUGGAGCAUUGUGUCAUCUGCAUGGCAUAACGAAUGGGCGAAAGCAGCUGCAGAAGGCAAAAGCCCGCCUCCUGUUGAUAAUUCUUCCAUCAAAGGGACCAAGGCCGACGAUGGAUGGAGCGGAAAGGUAGCUUGUUUGUCACUGGAGUCAGCGAACCUCAAGGCGGAUCUGACCCCCAAAGAUUAUAUUGCUGUCCCUCCUGCUCUUUGGAGAGCAUGGUUAAGGUGGCAUGGGAGUGCACAAUCGGUUGAUGGCCAAUUUACUCGCAAGCGACUCAGUGGCGAAUUUUUCCCAGAUGGGAAAGAAGCUCUUGAGUUGUAUCCCAUGGAUAUACUUUUACUCGGUCAUGACAAAAAGAAGCUCAAGGAUGUCGACGGCAUUCAACAGACUUCACCAUGGGCCUGCGCUCAGGUUUCGAGAAGCUGCACCGUAGAUGAGUUACUGCAGUUGUGCAAAACAGAGCUCAGACUCGGUGAUGGGGACGCGAGACUCUGGCUUGUUGGCGAGGAAGGGAAUACUCUUCUCGAUGAUGGCAAGAGAACUUUGCAUCAACUGGCUGCGAAAGGGAAACGAGUGAGCAAGUUUCUGCUAGAGCUGAGAGAUGCGAACGGAGUUUGGCCCGAAGAGCUUCGAGCUUCAUUGACUGGGACGCAGAUUUCUUCUUUAGCUAGCACCUCAGGUCGACCUGGAGCUGUUGGUUUGGUGAACUCAGGCAAUUUCUGCUAUAGAAAUGCGGCUAUACAAUGUCUUGCUAGGGUUUCUCCGUUGACCGAGUAUUUGCUUGACGAAAAUAGGAUGAAUCUGUUAAAAAGAGGUGACGCCAACAAUAACGACUCCUUUACAACAACUCUAGAAUACUCAAAGUUGUUAAAAGAGAUGUGGGCCGCGAAGAAAAAGAACAUCUCACCGAAUAGCUUUAAUGAUGCGGUCCGAUCAGCGGAUCAGUUUGAUGAUGGUGAACAACACGACUGCCAAGAAUUUGUUUCUUUUUUGAUCGAACGAUUCCACACUUGUGUAGCUAAGAUAGAACAUGAAAAAUUAGCGAAUCAUGAGAGCGAAGAAACGGAUACUGAUGCUGGAUCGAGCAGAGCUACGUCUACUACAGCUGGAGAUGAGGAGACAAGCGACGAGAACAUGUCAGAUGAGGAAAAGGGAGAAAAGGCAUGGAAUCAGUACAUUCGAGACAACAAUUCUUUGGUGACGUCGCUUUUCUCAGGCCAACUACGUUCCCGAUUGAUCUGUCGCAAAUGCAAGUCCUCAUCUUCGGUUUUUGAAGCCUUUACUUCCCUUAGUCUUCCUAUUGGUUUUGAGAAUGUCGAACUUUAUCAGAUCAUAGUUGUUCGCCGUGAUGGCAGCGUACCACGACGAUAUGGCUUCCGUUUACCCAGAGAAUGCACCAUAGGGACAUUCAAAGGUCUUAUCGCUGAAGCUAGUGGCGUGCACAAAGAUGCCCUCACGAUUCAGUGCCUAAGCAAGAGGGGUUAUUUCAUGAAAUCCUCGAGCACUGACGAUGACACUCUGCUAAGUUCUGUACCCUCUGGUGCUCGACUAUAUGCCCUUCAUCUACCUGAAGACACUCCAGAAUGGAGAGUAGCCAUUCAUAGGAAACUGCAAUACAACUAUGAGCCAUAUUUUCUCGGUUCUACGGGUGGAUUUGUUGUGUCGCAAUUCGGUCUGCCACUUAUUGUACCCUGCCCUUCGAAUAUCACUGGAAAAGAGUUAUAUGAGGAUGUAAUGAGUCAGAUGCGAAGGUUUAUGGACUCAACAUCUCCGGCAAUCUCAAGUCGUGCUCAUGAUCCAUCUGAAAACAUUUCCUUUGGUUACCCGUUCUCUCUAUGUUUGGUUGAUGAAAGUUGGGAAUGGUGUGGUCAAUGUCCGGCGCUGAGGUUCUGUCGUGGAUGUGCCAUCAAGCCCGAUUCGUCACCGGCUAAUAUCCCUGAGAAUUGUGGAAUAGCAGUUGACUGGUUACCUAUCGCAUUGUACCUGAAGUAUAAUCAUUCACAGGAGCUGGCUUGCGAAGACGAUGAGUCGGUGGCUGAAACGUGGUCAAGACAUUUUGCUCCCUCAUCCUUGGAACAUUGCCUUGAAAAGUUUAGCUGCCCUGAAACUCUUGAUGUGCUUAUACAUUGUGAUACUUGCAAUGAAAAGACGAAAAGGGAUAAAGUGAUGACAAUAUGGAGAUUGCCACGAUAUUUGAUUAUCCAUCUCAAACGAUUCGAAUUCCUACGUGGAGAAGGUCGUAUGGGAAAAUGCAAGCGGGUUAUCACAUUCCCAUUGAGACAGUUUGAUCCAACACCAUUUGUUGAUGGGCAUAAUGGAAAGAGCAAGUACGAAUGUAUCGCCAUAGCGAAUCACUACGGACAACUUUCGUCGGGACAUUUCGUCGCGUACGCCCGAGGCGGUGAUGAGAAAUGGUUGCUUUUGAACGAUUGCUCAGUCAGGGAAGUUUCCGAAGAGGAAGUAGAUCGAGCUGGUGCCUACUUACUGUUCUUUGAAAGAAAGGAUUGAAUGUUCAUAUUGAUUCUAUUUUGUUGAUUUUCACUUCUUCCAUACUUCCAUGUCGUCUUCCUGCAGUUCUUCAAUAUACCAUGAAUUUUGCUCUUUCUUUGUACAUAGGGUGCUCACAAUGUACAAGAGAAUCAGAGAUAGUGCCCAGAAGAAUCUAUCAGUCUUGAGUCCAGUGAUUUUGCUCAUUAGUUUGAUGUGACUCUUACUUAUACUAAGUCCUCAUGAAUUUGUUCUUUGUGCUUGAUUUUGAUGCUGUGAUAAAGUAACUGUUAUAAAUACUUCU
Messenger RNA from Cylicocyclus nassatus, 3785 nucleotides. The record is from the annotation of a GenBank genome assembly. NCBI's taxonomy places the organism in Eukaryota, Metazoa, Nematoda, Chromadorea, Rhabditida, Strongylidae.